Sporothrix schenckii 1099-18 is the source of this 333-nucleotide messenger RNA. RefSeq lists its product as uncharacterized. The record is from RefSeq and is a predicted model, not a curated record. The transcript is spliced from 2 exons. NCBI's taxonomy places the organism in Eukaryota, Fungi, Ascomycota, Sordariomycetes, Ophiostomatales, Ophiostomataceae. Bases 1 to 333 code for a protein of 110 amino acids.
AUGUCUCUUGUCCACACCGUCCUCUUGCAGUUCAAGGAAGAUGCUGCUCCUGAGAAAGUCAAGGACGCCUGCGAUCGCUUCUUGGCUCUCAAAACGGCCUGCCUCCAGGCGGCCACGCAGCAGCCCUACAUUCUGUCCAUCAAGGGCGGCCGCGACAACUCGGCCGAGGGCCUGCAGGGCGGGAUCACGCACGGAUUCGUGGUGGAGUUUGCCACGGCCGCGGACCGCGACUACUACGUGAAGAACGACCCGGCGCACCUGGCGUAUGCGGCGUCGCUGCACGGGCUGGUGACCAAGGCGGUGGUGGUGGACUUUGCCGACGGAGUAUACUAG